Postia placenta MAD-698-R-SB12 is the source of this 1509-nucleotide messenger RNA. RefSeq lists its product as hypothetical. The record is from RefSeq and is a predicted model, not a curated record. The transcript has 18 exons. Gene Ontology annotation, biological process: transmembrane transport. Gene Ontology annotation, molecular function: transmembrane transporter activity. The coding region runs from base 1 to 1509 and encodes 502 amino acids. Lineage: Eukaryota; Fungi; Basidiomycota; Agaricomycetes; Polyporales; Adustoporiaceae.
AUGGGUGCGGAGUCGGCGGAACUUAUCAUUGUUGAAUUUGAUCCUGACGACGGCCUAAAUCCCAAGAAUUGGAGGAGGUCUAAACGUUGGUUCAUGACCUACAUCGCCGGCCUUCUUGCCUUCAACGCAGGAUUUGCCUCAUCAGCACCCGUCGGAAUCGUCUCGAAUAUCCUUGCAUAUUUCCACUGCUCGCAAGAGGUCGCCGCAUUGACAAUUUCUCUCUUCAUCUUUGGCUACUGUGUCGGGCCACUUCUGUGGGGGCCCUUGUCCGAACAGUAUGGCAGGAGACCAAUAUUUCUCGUCGCAUUUCCCAUCUAUACGGCAUUUCAGGUCGGCUGUGCUCUGUCACAUAACGCAGCGUCGCUCAAUAUCUUCCGUCUGCUCACCAGUAUCUUCGCUGCUGCCCCUCUUACGAAUAGCGGCGCGCUCAUUUCGGACAUAUGGGAUGCAAAAACGCGCGGGAAGGCACUCGCCGUAUUUACCGUCGCGCCGUUUAUCGGACCGUCCUUUGGUCCUGUCGUUGGCGGCUGGAUCUCGCAGUCAGGGACAUCCUGGCGGUGGCUCUUCUGGGUCCUCACAAUCUUCUCUGGUGCGUGCAUUCCGGCGAUUCUACUCUUCCUCCCGGAGACAUACGCUCCGAUUAUCCUGGCAAACAAAGCACAAUUUCUGCGUAAGGAGCUUGGGCAGCGCAAGACGUUCCGCGACUGGGUCGACGGGACAAUCCUAAAGCCGUGUAUCAUGCUUGUUCAAGAGCCCAUGUUGAUUGCCACGACUGUCUACAUUAGUUUCGUCUAUGGAUGCAUGUAUCUCAUAUUCGAGGCGUACCCCGUCGUUUUUACUCAGGAGCACCACCUCGAUGCAGGUGUCUCCGGCAUGGUCUACAUCCCCAUAGCUGUUCCCCCAAUGAGUUAUACACAUGUUCACGCUACGCCCGUCCUGCUGUACUACUUCAUCUUCCACCCGCGCUAUGAGCGCGCCGUGGGCGCGUGUGCACCAAGCCCCGUCCCACCUGAGCUACGCCUCGAGUCGGCCAAGUGGGGGGCACCGCUCUUUGCUAUCGGGUUCUUCUGGUUUGGAUGGACAUCCUACCCAAGCAUUCCCUUCUGGGCGCCGCUGUUUGCAAGCGUGUUGCUGGGCACCGCCACCAUCUGGAUCUUUCUGGCAUUAUGCAACUACAUCAUCGAUGUAUACCUCUUUGCCGCCGCCUCCGCACUCGCUGCCAACACUGUCGUCCGCAGCGCUGCCUCUGCAGGAUUCCCGGUGUGCCCUGAACCUCGGGCGUCCGUGUUUUCGCCUCUGAUGGUUUCGCCUGUAGCUCUUCGCACCCCGAUGUAUGAGCGUCUAACUCCACGCUGGGCGUCUACAGUCAUUGGGUGCUUUUCGCUAUCUAUGGUCCCGCUUCCGUUUCUGCUCACGCGGUAUGGUCCAGCGCUACGAGCGAAGUCACGCUUCUCUUCGACUAUGCACAAGAGUUGCUCAUGGCCGCGUUCGCAAGCUUCGGGUUCAUGA